This is a messenger RNA of Spinacia oleracea (spinach), 2192 nucleotides long. RefSeq names its product ethylene-responsive transcription factor ERF054-like. NCBI's taxonomy places the organism in Eukaryota, Viridiplantae, Streptophyta, Magnoliopsida, Caryophyllales, Amaranthaceae. The coding region runs from base 356 to 1603 and encodes 415 amino acids. Gene Ontology annotation, cellular component: nucleus. The record is from RefSeq and is a predicted model, not a curated record. The transcript has a single exon. Gene Ontology annotation, biological process: regulation of DNA-templated transcription. Gene Ontology annotation, molecular function: DNA-binding transcription factor activity; DNA binding.
UCAAGUUGCUUCUAAAUUCUCCAAAGCACACCCCAAUAUCAGAUGUUUUCUUUGCCCUUUUCUUCACCUUCAGAUUUCUCCAGUGCAAUCUAAAAAUCUAAAAUAACCAACUUGGCAAUAAUGAAUCUAGUCGAAUUUCAACCUGGAAUCGGCUCAUCUUAAUCGAAUCCUAAUCUUUAAUUCCUCCUUACUAUUAAAUUUUCUUUGUACUUAUGAUUAGGUUCCGAUAUUCGCCUUCCUUUUAAGCUGAAAACUUUGUACAAAAUCAAACAACAUCUUUACAAGGGGUCAAGGGGAGCAAGAAAUUGUGAGGUUUUGGGACUUUCAAACCUUUCUUACAGAUUAUAUUGAAAUUAUGUCCAGUAGUACCAGCAGGAAGGCGAAGGAGAUGAACAAUGAGACUAAGAACGUGGCGAAGAUGAAAUGGGAUAGAGAAAAAGGGAAAGGACAUCCUUAUCAGCUGCAGCAGCAGCAGCAGCAGCAAUGGAUGCCAGUUUUUGAUGAAGCUACCACUGCUGCUGGAGGACGUCCUUUCAAGAAAACUCGAAGCCCUGAACGCCAGUUUAUUCCGCCUUCACAGUCAUUAGUACAGCCUUUCAAUCCUUUUCCUUGCACAAAUACUUGUUCAAAGAUUGCAUUUCCAUUUCCAUUUGAUUGUUCUUCCAAUCAAAAUAAUCAGCCUCAGUUUCCUGAUUUAAAUACUCAAACAAUCCCCGAGCAACAACAACAACAGCAGCAGAUGAUAUCGUUUAAUCAAGGGUGCGGAUACCAAUAUCAGUAUCAGCCAACGGAGUCGAAUCCGCAGAUGCAACAGCUGCAAUACUGGAGUGAAGCAUUAAAUUUGAGCCCAAGAGGUAAGUUAAUGAUGAUGAACAGAUUUUCCACCCAAGGAUUUGGACAGCAAAUGCCUCAAGGGGGAAACCCAGUGUCGGCUAUCUCAACCACCAAGCUUUACCGAGGGGUGAGACAGCGUCACUGGGGGAAAUGGGUGGCUGAAAUCCGCCUCCCUAGAAAUCGAACCCGGCUAUGGCUCGGCACCUUUGACACUGCAGAAGAUGCUGCCUUAGCUUAUGACCGGGAAGCAUUCAAGUUACGAGGAGAGAACGCAAGGCUCAACUUUCCUGAGCUUUUUCUGAACAAGGGUACUACAGAUUCCUCAUGUAAUCAACCUCAGGAAAUGGAAACCCCACCACAACCACCACCACCACCACUACCAUCAAUACCACCACCACCUUUCCCGGUAGAGGUAAAAGCCGAUGCGUCAUCAGGUGCUACCUCGAGUGACAUGAGUGUGAUAAGAGAUCCAUCUCAAACAGUUGGAGAAGGUGGUUUGGAAACCUCGGAUUUGGCUUGGAAAGAAAUGACUGAUGCUUGGUUCAAUGCCAUUCCAGCUGGUUGGGGACCAGGAAGUCCACUUUGGGAUACUUUUGACCCAAAUAAUCUUUUGUUGCAACACAAUUACCCGUUCAAGUUGAACUUAAGUUCAUCAGAUUAUCAACAAGAUCAACAUCAGCAAGAAUUCUUUGUUUCAUCAUCAUCAUCCUCAUCUUUUUCACCCUCUUCUUGUCCUAUGAGGCCUUUUUUCUCUAAGGAUCAAGACUAGACUUCAUCUCAUUUCUCCUUUUCAAUUUCUUCAAAUCCCCAUUUUUCAUUUUUCCUAGAUUUUUUUACCCAACUUUAUUCUACAUUUCCUCUUGUUUCUUUCCCUUAGAUUUUAUCACCCAACUUUAUUCUCUAUUUCCUCUGUUUCUACAACAAUAUACCGAUUGCAUGCAUUUCCCAAACUCAUUGGCUUGAUAUUUUUAUAAAGCUACUGAUUCCAAUCCAUCAGCUGCAUUUAGGCUGUUUAUUAUCAGGCCGUUUGCAGAUGUAAUACCCACUUCAUGUCCGAACUUAGUUGUGACAUUGCUAGUUUACGGUUAUUUUUCGACGGAUAAAGUAUUUCUCAUCGGUACAAUUCUUAUUGUAGAUGUUAAAAUGGACAACGAGCUGGUCCUUCUAUCUUAAGCUAUGCAUUUUUGAGUAGCUAAAGAUGGAUACCAAUUUUAGUUUUAAUUUAUUUUGCCUACUUUCUUUUUAGGAUUUGGUAAUUAGUAUUUGGCUUCAGUAGUCUUUUUAGGCCGGUACGGAGUAUAUCAUUUUCGGAUUAUGUAUUAAUGUUGGAUGUUGAUCUUAUUGGUUCCUUAUUGACA